AUGGCUAAUGAUGGAAAUGGAAUCGGAUCGUCGGUCAGCGGUGUCGACCCAGUGGAGCAAAUCAUGGAAAGAGCAGUUAUCGAUUUUCUACGAGCCCUACAAACCAACAUAAAUAACGGAAUGCCUGAACGGCGAGAAGAGCCAAUUCAAGCCCACCCAUUGGGCUAUAUACCAGCACCGCUUCAGCGCGCACACACAACACUGAAAUUUUGUAGGGCACACAGAGGCACGCUGAAGCGGAAGAGAAUCGCCGACGCUGAACGGCAACGACAUCUCGCGACGCUUGCCAAAGUCGAUCGCCACCGGUACACAUCUACGCCGUCGAAGAAGACUCGCGACGCUUGCCAGAGGCGAAUGACACCGGACUGCACAUCUGCGGCGUCGAACAAGAUCUCACCGUCUGCAAAACCCAAUGAUCGUCAGACAAACAAGGCCUGUGCGAAGUUCAGGAAAAAAAACAUUGGAACAUUGCGAAUUGAUGGAGACGGUCUUUACAAGGGCACCAGCUACUGGUAAGCACCAUUGGACCCCAAGAGAGAAAGUUGUUGAACCUGCCGACGUCUCAUCUAAUUCCGCAGACAAUCUCGGUGCCAUCCAUUUAUUGAUCCAAUACCUGCACACGCACAGGACAUCGAUUCAAAUUCUUCACUCGACCUUGUGUUGACUGUUAACGACAAAAGGAAACAGACUUCAUCAACAAAUUGUGGCAAGUCGAAGAAGGCCAUAAGUGGAGCGUCAGUUAUUGUGGAAAGCAUGAACAAUCUGACAAACGUGGUGCGUACUCGGAAUCAGCAAGUUACGGUCAGGCACCUCACAAAGAGCAAAUCACUUUACACUAUUUCGGCUGAGGAACAUUUCUGCCCUUCUUAGUACGCCGUUAUUCCAUUUUGCCUCAACAUUGAUGGAUAACGCAGAUUACCGGGAGGUGAUGAUAUACCAGCCUGAUGAUGACCACAUUAUCGGCUAGCUCACAUAGAAACAACUACAGUUUAGUGCGGGGGCGCCGUUUGGAAACUUGUUCGGGGCUUGCCGAAUUUGAUAUAGCGGUGUCAUGCUGAAGAUGCAUUCCCAUUAUCUAACUUUCAAAAACUUUUACUUAUGUUUUAUUGGUUUGUGUAUUACCACUUACCACCAUUUUCUUCACUGUUUGUUUAUUUGGUACACUUUGAAUGCAAUUAUACCUUACUGUUAGGCGUCAUAUAUUCCAUGGUGACGUGACAUAAAUAUUUCCUUUGCCCCACUGCAUCACUUGUAAACUGAUUCAAACCGUCUCACUA
Messenger RNA from Camellia sinensis, 1277 nucleotides. The record is from RefSeq and is a predicted model, not a curated record. Lineage: Eukaryota; Viridiplantae; Streptophyta; Magnoliopsida; Ericales; Theaceae.